CAGUCAGAUACGCUGGCAGGCACUGGGCAGGCAACAAGUUCUUUCCCUGUAAGUUGGGUACAAAAAGAUCGGCAUGGGAGCAGCCUCUUUUGGGACAGCUGCUCUGGGAGAACACAGUAGGCAAGGAGCAGGCAGACACUCCUCUAAACAGAGGGUGACUUGUGGGAGGAGUUCAGUUUGCUAAGUAUUACCAUUUGCUGAGAGAAGGUACGCGGUCAAGAAGGAGUUUUAACCUGGAGGAUCCUUAACACAUUCAGCCAGCUGGCGAGCGACAGUGACUCGGCAAGUUCGUCCUGGAAGCAUCUGCUCAAGAGGGUCAGGCAGGAGAAGUGGAAUCACCGUUUCAUGGGGAACCCCUUUGAGGAUGGCCAGCAUGCUUUGCUCAAUGAAGGAGAAGAGAGUGAGAUGGAGAUAUUUGGCUACCGGACUCAGGGCCACCGGAAAGCCCUCUGCCUUGCUGGAUCCAUCUUCUCACUUGGGAUCCUCCCCCUGGUGUUUUACUGGAGACCUGCUUGGCAUGUGUGGGCAAACUGCAUCCCGUGUUCCUUGCAAGAAGCAGAUGUCGUGUUACUGAGGACAACAGAUGAAUUCCAAACUUACUGUUGGAAAAAGGUAAAGUGGAUCUACCUGUCAGCAUUAGACAGCGCGUUUGGUCUCACUCCUGACCACCCUCUCCUUACAGAUGAGGGGUACAUCAUAAAUAGAGCUAUAAGAAAGCCAGACCUAAAGCCUGCUGUGGCUCUUUUGUGCCCCAGGGCCAGGGCUGAGGAGCCCGGAGCCAGCUCCCAUCCCAGCAGCGUGGGCCUCAAUAAGAAUAUAGUGUACAACCAAGAGCAUAUCAUGGAGCAUCUAGAAGGUGUCAUCAAUGAACCAGAGGUGGAAAUGUCCCCACAAGAACUGCAGCUCCACUAUUUCAAAAUGCAUGAUUAUGAUGGCAAUAAUUUGCUUGACAGCCUAGAACUCUCCACAGCCAUCACUCAUGUCCAUGAGGAGAAUGGGAAUGAACAGCCACCACCAGUGAGGGAAGCUGAACUGAUUAACUUAACAGAUGGUGUUUUAAGAGAUGAUGAUAAGAACAAUGAUGGAUACAUCGACUAUGCUGAAUUUGCAAAAAGUCUUUUUUUAUUUUCCGUUCUUCUCUUUCAGCAAUCUGUAAAGCUCCACCGUCUAGUUGAGUCACAUAAUAGCAUUACAGUCUCUGUAUGUGGGAGAAAAGGUGGAGUCCAAGAGCUGGAAUCACGCUUCCUCGUACCUGGAGAUCUAUUAAUUUUGACAGGGAACAAAGUGCAAAUGCCAUGUGAUGCCAUCCUGAUUGAUGGCAGCUGUGUGGUAGAUGAGGGCAUGCUGACAGGAGAAAGUAUUCCAGUCACUAAAACUCCAUUACUCAAGACGGAUAGCUCGGUGUCCUGGAAAACACAGAGUGAAGCAGAUUACAAACGGCAUGUCCUCUUCUGUGGAACAGAGGUCGUCCAGGCCAAGGGCGCUUGCUCUGGGACCGUGAGAGCAGUGGUACUGCAAACUGGAUUCAACACUGCAAAGGGGGAACUCGUGAGAUCCAUUCUCUAUCCCAAGCCGAUGAAUUUUAAGCUCUACAGAGAUGCUGUCAGGUUCCUUCUGUGCCUCGUAGGAACAGCCACCAUUGGGAUGAUCUAUACGCUGUGUGUCUAUGUGCUCAGUGGGGAACCUCCCAAGGAGGUGGUGAAGAAAGCCCUUGAUGUCAUCACAAUUGCCGUUCCUCCUGCUCUACCUGCUGCUCUGACCACAGGCAUUAUUUAUGCCCAGAGGAGGCUGAAGAAGAGAGGCAUCUUUUGCAUCAGCCCCCAGAGGAUCAAUGUAUGCGGACAAUUAAACCUUAUCUGCUUUGACAAGACAGGCACCUUAACCAGGGAUGGCCUGGAUCUUUGGGGAGUCGUGCCCUGCGAUAGGAACGGCUUCCAGGAUGUCCACAGCUUUGCCUCGGCUGGGACUUUGCCAUGGGGCCCUCUGUGUGCAGCCAUGGCCAGCUGCCACUCUCUGAUUCUUCUCGAUGGGACCAUCCAGGGAGACCCCUUGGAUCUCAAAAUGUUUGAAGCCACUACGUGGGAAAUGGCUAUUUCUGGAGAUGAUUUCCACAUCAAGGGAGUGCCAGCACAUGCCAUGGUAGUUAAGCCCUGCAGAACAUCCAGCCAGGUCCCUGUGGAAGGAAUUGCAAUCCUGCAUCAGUUCCCAUUCUCAUCAGCACUACAGAGGAUGACAGUCAUUGUCCAAGAGAUGGGGGGUGACCGGCUGGCAUUCAUGAAAGGUGCACCAGAGAGGGUGGCCAGCUUUUGCCAACCUGAGACAGUACCAACUAGUUUUGUCAGUGAACUUCAGAUUUAUACAACACAAGGUUUCCGGGUCAUAGCACUAGCCUACAAAAAGUUGGAAAUGAAUCAUCACACCACUGCCUUGACAAGGGACAAAGUAGAAUCAGACCUGAUAUUUCUGGGAUUGCUGAUCUUGGAGAAUCGGCUAAAGGAAGAGACAAAACCUGUCCUGGAAGAGCUCAUCUCAGCCCGGAUAAGGACUGUAAUGGUCACAGGGGACAAUCUUCAGACUGCAAUAACAGUGGCCAGAAAGUCUGGAAUGGUUUCUGAAAGUCAGAAAGUCAUUCUCAUUGAUGCUAAUGAAACUACAGGGUCUGCAUCAGCAUCUAUAUCUUGGAAAUUACUAGAAGACAAGAAGCACAUUCCAUAUGGGAAUCAGAACACUUACAUUAAUAUGAGGGAAGAAAUCUCUGAUAAAGGCAGAGGAGGAAGUUACCAUUUUGCCCUAAGUGGAAAAUCCUUUCAGGUUAUAAGUCAACAUUUCAGCAACCUACUGCCAAAGAUACUGAUCAAUGGGACCAUCUUUGCAAGAAUGUCUCCUGGCCAGAAAUCCAGUCUAGUAGAAGAAUUUCAGAAACUGGAUUACUUUGUAGGUAUGUGUGGUGACGGAGCCAAUGACUGUGGGGCUUUGAAAAUGGCUCAUGUGGGCAUCUCUUUAUCAGAGCAGGAAGCAUCUGUGGCCUCGCCUUUCACUUCCAAAACUCCAAACAUUGAGUGUGUACCUCACCUGAUCAAGGAAGGACGUGCUGCGCUCGUUACCUCAUUUUGCAUGUUUAAGUACAUGGCUCUGUACAGCAUGAUUCAGUAUGUUGGUGUUCUGCUGCUCUACUGGGAGACAAACAGCCUUUCAAAUUACCAGUUUCUGUUCCAGGAUCUGGCCAUUACCACUCUGAUUGGUGUAACAAUGAACUUGAAUGGUGCCUACCCCAAGCUGGUGCCUUUCAGACCUGCAGGACGGCUGAUCUCCCCACCUCUACUGCUCUCUGUGAUUUUCAACAUUCUUCUCAGCCUGGCCAUGCACAUUGUGGGCUUUAUUCUGGUUCAGAGGCAGCCUUGGUAUCCCAUGGACAUGCACAGUGUCUGCACAGUGAAAAAUGAAAGCAGCUCACAGUUAACCAUUUCUUCUACUGCUCCAGAAAAAAAUGGAAGUAAUGGUUCCUUCACAAGUUUCGAGAACACAACUAUAUGGUUCUUGGGAACAAUCAACUGUAUUAUUGUGGCUCUUACCUUCUCUAAAGGAAAACCAUUUAGGCAGCCCAUCUAUACAAACUAUAUAUUUGUUGUUCUGCUGAUUAUACAGCUGGGUGUGUGUCUAUUCGUUCUAUUUGCUGAUAUUCCAGAAUUAUAUAGACGUUUGGAUCUGCUCUGCACUCCUGUUCAGUGGAGGGUCUACAUUGUCAUUAUGCUUGGCACCAAUUUUAUUGUGUCCUUUGUUGUGGAGGAGGCCAUUAUUGAAAACCGAGCCCUGUGGAUGAUAAUCAAAAGGCGUUUUGGCUAUCAAUCAAAAAGCCAGUAUCGGAUAUGGCAGAGGGCCUUGGCAAAUGAGCCCAGUUGGCCUCCACUAAGCCAGACCUCCUACUCUGACAUGCCCGAGUGUGGCACGGGAGAGUCUUACAGCAACCCGGUGUUUGAGAGCAAUGAGGAGCAUCUCUGAAGGCAAUGUGAUAUCCGAGUGGAUAAAACACAGAAACAACGGCAAAGAGGAUCAGUUUGGGUGAUUUUUAAGCAGUGAGAUUCUUAUAAUAUCAGCUGGAAGUUUUGAAAUCAAAAACCUAUCCAAUCAUGGUGACAAAUUAAAGUCUGUUGAUAAAAUACUUUCUACAAAGCAGAACACUGCUCCAGAAGAGUGCUUUCCUCUUGGCUUCUGAAAGUAUUAGGUGCAUUCAUGACUCAAGAAUUGGCCAACAGUGGCAAUAGGCCAAGAGAUUGACAGGCUUCAAGAGAAGAAUAGGUCAUCUUUCUUCUUAGAUAAUAUAUUUUUUAAGUGAGUUGAGGUAAAGUAGCACUAUGUAUAGUCAUAGAAUUGCAACACGUUAAAGAUCAUUGCUGAAUUCAUAUUUUAUUGAUGAAAAAAAAAUGCAUGGGGACCAUCA
Messenger RNA from Manis javanica (Malayan pangolin), 4438 nucleotides. NCBI's taxonomy places the organism in Eukaryota, Metazoa, Chordata, Mammalia, Pholidota, Manidae. The record is from RefSeq and is a predicted model, not a curated record.